CAUUUUGUGAACAUAGAGGCGCUUCGAAUACGGGUCUCUCUAGUUCUCUGGUUCAUGUCCGCUUUCUUAGGCGACGCAUCAGAAUAAUAUGCCCGUUAGAACGAUGUCAGAUUUUUCUCUGCAGUCACAAGCGGCUACGAUUUCGGAAAAUAUGAUGCCAGACUGGCUAAAUUCGGAGCAGAGUACUGGGACGUCAAUCAUGGCAUGCGAAUUUGACGGUGGUGUCGUAAUUGGUGCCGAUUCUCGGGGUACAACGGGAGCUUAUGUUUCCAACCGGUACGCCGACAAAUUGACACGAGUGACGGAUUAUAUUUACUGUUGUCGUUCCGGUUCAGCAGCGGACACUCAAGCGAUCGCUGAUAUUGUAGCUUACCAUUUGGGAUUGCAUCAAAUGGAGCUCGGAACACCACCCUUGGUGGAAACGGCUGCCAAUGUGUUUCGCGAGAUAUGCUACAACUAUCGGGACUCCCUCAUGGCUGGAAUCCUAGUGGCGGGAUGGGAUAAACAAAAAGGUGGUCAAGUCUACAGUAUUCCCAUAGGUGGUAUGUGCGUAAGACAGCCAAUCUCGAUAGGCGGUUCCGGUUCGACAUACGUGUAUGGUUACGUAGACGCGCAAUAUAAAUCCAACAUGCCAAAGGAUGAGUGUCUCAAGUUGGUGGAAAACACUCUCGCAUUAGCUAUGGCUCGCGACGGAAGCAGCGGCGGUGUCAUACGGACUGGAGUGAUCACAGAAAAGGGAAUUGAGAGGAAAGUCAUAUUGGGCAAUGAAUUGCCACGCUUCUACGAAGGAUGAAAAAUCAUUAUCUUUGUUUGUCGUGAUAUAUUUAACAUAAAGUAUAUAUUCGUAGAAAUUAAGCGCGGGAUAAAUAUGCUAUGCAUUUACUAAUUAAACUUAAAGAGAAAAUCAUA
This is a messenger RNA of Camponotus floridanus (Florida carpenter ant), 909 nucleotides long. It is a transcript of the gene Prosbeta1, whose product is annotated as proteasome subunit beta type-6. NCBI's taxonomy places the organism in Eukaryota, Metazoa, Arthropoda, Insecta, Hymenoptera, Formicidae. The record is from RefSeq and is a predicted model, not a curated record. Gene Ontology annotation, molecular function: threonine-type endopeptidase activity. Gene Ontology annotation, cellular component: proteasome core complex. The coding region runs from base 89 to 793 and encodes 234 amino acids. The transcript has 5 exons.